UCAUGUAACACAAACGCGUCAUCAAGUGGCACCUCGUAAUUUCACUUCACACCCACCCACUAUAUAUAUUCACCACCACAUCACUCUUUUCAUCACCUCACUUACAACUACACAAAUGGCCUCUCUCACGUCCUCAACCAUUCUCUUCACCCUUUUUGUUACUAUUUCCGUUCUUCAUUCUAGUUCAGCGAGGAAACUCACCGAGUCAGAGCCACAAUUGCAAUUCCAAUACCACAGAGGGCCUCUCUUAACAGGCAAAAUCUCCGUCAACCUCAUUUGGUACGGAAACUUCAAACCUUCCCAAAAAGCCAUCAUUGCCGAUUUCAUCACCUCCCUCUCCUCUUCCAAACCCAUCACCGCCCAACCAUCGGUGGCCACGUGGUUCAAAGCCACCGAAAAAUACUACAAACCCAGAUCCCCCAAACCCGCCCUCAGCCUCAGCCUCAGCCUCGGCACGCAAAUCCUGGACGAGAUUUACUCAUUGGGAAAAUCACUCACCACCGACCAAAUCCUAAAACUGGCAUCCAAGGGUCCCCAGCGAAACGCCAUCAACGUUGUCCUCACCUCUGCUGACGUGGCCGUGGAGGGGUUCUGUUCCAGUAGAUGCGGCACCCACGGGUCUUCCGUGGGGGCGCGCGUGAAUGGAAAGCGCUACAAGUUCGCCUACAUAUGGGUGGGAAACUCCGAGACGCAGUGUCCGGGGCAGUGCGCGUGGCCCUUCCACCAGCCCAUUUACGGCCCACAGAGCUCGCCCUUGGUUGCGCCCAACAACGACGUGGGCCUGGACGGCAUGGUCAUAAACAUCGCUAGCCUCUUGGCUGGGACCGUCACGAACCCCUUCGGGAACGGGUACUUCCAGGGGCCCAAGGAGGCUCCGUUGGAAGCUGGGUCCGCGUGCACGGGGGUGUACGGUAAGGGCGCGUACCCUGGCUACGCGGGGAACCUUCUGGUGGACCCCACCACGGUAGCCAGCUACAACGCCAACGCAGUCAACGGAAGGAAGUAUUUGUUGCCCGCUCUCCUUGACCCUAAAACCUCAGCUUGCUCCACGCUCGUCUAAUCAACCACUCAAACUUACGGAAUCCCAUAUAUUCUUUCAUUUAUUCAUUUCUUUUUAAAAAUAAAUUAUACUCUAAACUAAAGUAAUGUUCUUACCUUAUUCAGAUCUAUUACAAAUUAUAGUGGAAUUAUAUUCUUUUUUAUAUAAAAUUCUUCAUUUUUUAAUCAAUAUCUUAAAGACGUUAAUUUCUAUUUCUCUUAUACAAUUGAAUUUGAUAGUUAAUGUUCUUUGA
Cajanus cajan (pigeon pea) is the source of this 1292-nucleotide messenger RNA. Its product is annotated as protein PHOSPHATE-INDUCED 1. The record is from RefSeq and is a predicted model, not a curated record. NCBI's taxonomy places the organism in Eukaryota, Viridiplantae, Streptophyta, Magnoliopsida, Fabales, Fabaceae.